This is a messenger RNA of Rhipicephalus sanguineus (brown dog tick), 4753 nucleotides long. Its product is annotated as fibroblast growth factor receptor 4. The transcript is spliced from 17 exons. Lineage: Eukaryota; Metazoa; Arthropoda; Arachnida; Ixodida; Ixodidae. Bases 297 to 2669 code for a protein of 790 amino acids. Gene Ontology annotation, molecular function: ATP binding; fibroblast growth factor receptor activity. Gene Ontology annotation, cellular component: membrane; signaling receptor complex. The record is from RefSeq and is a predicted model, not a curated record. Gene Ontology annotation, biological process: positive regulation of cell population proliferation; protein phosphorylation; positive regulation of kinase activity.
AGUUACGAUCGUGUGCUCCACGCGCUCGGCAGCUGUCCGACGUCCGCCUGCGUUUUGCCUCGGCUUCUCCGCCGCAUCCCGGAGCACGGACUCACACGCGCGCUCGCGCGCGCGGUUCCAUCGCGCUUCUGUUGUUUGUUUUUUUCCUCUUUCCCUCUACCUGGAUUACGGCCUGAGCCUAGUGUCACUUCCUCUGCGCCGGAGGCCAAGUCCCUAUGACUACAAUACGUCACUCUCGACUGACAUAAGAAGCCGGGGACAUGAUCAGUUGAACGAGGAUCCUGCUCCAGCGGACCAUGUGUCACUUCUGUUUCCGAGUCCUCACCUUCGUCAGCCUGCUCUACCUGACAGUGUCGCAGAAUCCACCGGUAUUUAAAAAGGUCGAUGAAAGGACACUGUACGAGGUCAUGGCCGGCGACACGGUGCGGCUCCGGUGCGCCGUCUCAGGACAGCCACGGCCCUACUUGGUUUGGUAUCACGAAGAGAGCCAACUGACGACGACGCCACGCGAGAACGUCCGCAUGUCGCGUCAGACGCUCACCAUUCAGAACGCGCAGCCGCGCGAUGGCGGUCGCUACUACUGCAAGGCGUACAACGACCUCGGUGAAGCCUGGAAGAACUUCACUCUGCGAGUGGAAGUCCCUUCUGGAGACCAAGCAAAGGCCCUCGAGAAUAUUCUUCACACAAGAAAUGCAAGCGUGGUUACUGCGCCGUCUGUGGAUGAAACAGAAGAAAUCCCGGAUAAGCUAGAGCCACCGACGUUGAUAAAAACGAAUCCUCAGUUGGUGGUGCAGCCUGCUGGAAGCAACGUGGUGCUGCCAUGUAUCGUCAAAAGCAACCCUCCGGCGAACAUCACGUGGCUGAAGAACGAUCAGCCGCCGACGCGACUGCUGGGGAAAAAGGUUAUUUACCGGACACACAAGUUGUCAUUGAAUGACGUCAUGGUGUCCGACGCGGGAAAUUAUACCUGCACGGCCAUCAAUCCUUUGGGGAACAUCAGCUACACCUACACAGUUGAAAUCAAAGAACGAAUUCCACUUCGGCCAAUCAUUUACGAGGACUCCAUCCAGAAUCUGACCGUGUACGUCGGACAGCAAGCCCGCUUCGAAUGUCGCUUCAUAAGCGACCUGCAGCCACACAUUCGCUGGCUGCGGCAUUACUCCGUGAACGGCUCAUAUUUCCAGAACGACGACGAGACUACUCCUUAUGUCACUAUCGUUCAGAGUACGAAUCAGAGCACUGAUCCACGAGUCCUCGUGAUCGACAACGUGACGAUGGAUGACGAAGGCUGGUACACUUGUCUAGUUGGCAAUAGCGUUGGCAUCAGCAACAAGAGCGUCUAUUUGAAUGUUGAGCCAUUGCCGCAACCUGAGAAGUCCAGCUUCACAAUGACGCUCCUCAAGCAUCCAUGGAUGUUGGCGCUGGCCACUGUGCUGGGCGUGAGCGCCGUAGUGGGCGUCAUCACCACGCUCGUCUGCCGCUCCGCCAUGCUGUCACUGCAGCAGAAGCUCGACGUAGCCCAAAAGCAGCAUGUGGUCGUCCGCAAGAAGGUCAUCCUCGAGCGCCAGAUUUCGGAUUCUGGACACUACGAAGACUCUUCUGUAGCUCCACUGGUCAAGAUCGACCACCAGAGGGGCUUCAUGCCUUCAGACCUGAACACCGUUUGCGAGUACGAGUUGCCUCUGGAUCCUGAGUGGGAAUUUGCCAGGGAAAGGCUCGUCCUCGGCAAGCCUCUGGGCGAGGGAGCAUUCGGCCAAGUGGUCAAGGCAGAGGCGUAUGGCCUUGGUGACAAGGAAGGACCCACAAUCGUGGCCGUCAAGAUGCUUAAAGAUGGGCAUACUGACAGCGAAAUGGCCAACCUCGUUUCCGAGAUGGAGGUGAUGAAGACCAUCGGAAAGCACAUCAACAUCAUUAACCUGCUUGGAUGCUGCACGCAAGACGGCCCGCUUCACGUGAUAGUCGAGUACGCCGCCCACGGAAACCUCCGCGACUUCUUGCGCACCCACCGUCCGAGCUCUGGUUACGAGCCAGCCAUCGGGGCUGACUUGAAACCAAAGACGUUGACGCACAAGGACCUGGUCUCAUUUGCGUAUCAGGUUGCUCGUGGGAUGGAAUACCUCGCCUCGAAAAAGUGCAUUCACCGUGAUCUGGCAGCGAGAAACGUGCUAGUCGUGGAGAACAACGUCAUGAAGAUUGCUGACUUCGGUCUGGCGCGAGACUUGCACAACAUUGACUACUACAAGAAGAAAUCUGACGGACGUCUGCCUGUCAAAUGGAUGGCUCCGGAAGCCCUGUUCGAUCGAGUAUACACCACACAAAGUGAUGUAUGGUCUUAUGGUAUCCUUCUGUGGGAGAUCAUGACGCUGGGCGGCACUCCGUACCCGUCUGUGCCCAUCGAAAAGCUGUUCCAGUUGCUCAGAGACGGACACAGGAUGGAGAAACCGCAGGGCUGUUCGCUUGAAGUGUACGUGAUAAUGAGGGAAUGCUGGAACCAGUCACCAUACCAGCGGCCAACUUUCACGGAACUCGUGGAAGACCUCGACCGGAUCUUGACGUUCGCCACAGACCAGGAGUACCUGGACCUGUCUAUUCCCGUGCUGGACACGCCACCCAGUUCCUCCGAGAGCGAGUCCUCCCUCUCGUUCGCCGCGCACCACACGGCCGUGUGAAGACGCUGCCUAGUCGCGCUCCUCGGCGCCCGAGACAGGGCGGCCGCACGCUGCUGCUACACAGCCCGUCCUGCGCAGCGGCGCACGCUUCCGGCACGAGGCAGCGUCCUCUGUAAAAAGCUGUGAAUAGCUCGAUGUAAAAUGAAAAGUGGAUGUUAUUUAUUAUGUAAGUAUCGCUCGUUUCAGGGAUAUGACUUCAUGCCCAUUACUGUCAACGCGAAGCAGCGAACUCGCGCUGGUCCGUGUUAAAUUUCAAUGGUGCCGCAAAGGACACAAUAGCUAUUUUUUUAGCCUAGCUUUAAGCGAGCUUAAACUGGCUGCACUAAGCGGGUAUUCCUGCUAGUAUCUUCUUCAAGUGCAAUGUUCUCCCAAGUGCAAUGGCCGUUUCCUCAAUGCGCCCAAAUGUUCAACGUUGCUCUCUCUCCAGUGUGCAACGCGAGGGCAGCUGAAGGUCGUCUCUCUUCCGGUGUUCUGCCAGCCGUUCACGUCCGUUUUUCAGCACGACACGGUGAUUUAUUUUAUCUUAAUUUUGCCUUUCAGACACAAGUGCAGUAUCACGUAGUGGCCCCUCCCAUACAGCCGCGUUAAAACUAACGCCGAACAGCUAAUUACUGUAAACGUUGAUGUUGUAUUUUAAAUGGAAAUAAUACAUUCUAGGCACCCUCACAGAUCGAUGUAUCGUUGCUGUUUACAAACUGGUCCCACUAGCCCAUCGCUUGCACGUGUCUCCCUGCACCUGACGGAUCGCGAUGCCCCAAAGUCUGUCUCGACGGCGGGCAAACGCAGAAGCUGAGGACUGCGUCGUGCUUAUGAGGUUUCCGCAGGGACGCCUGAACGCUAAGCGCUUAGCGGAAAGGCGUUCCACAGGCGCUCCUCGCAAGAGUUCCAUGCACAAGCACGGCAGACUGGCCGUUAGACGCACGAGCGAAGAGUCGCAUUAGCCCGAUGCCUCUGCUUAGCGAAUACUGCAGUUGGCAAGCAGCUCUCCAAGUGCUACAUACCGGUAGAUUGUUGCAGUAUACAGCGCCUACAAAGAGCGAUCCGCUUAGUAGCGUCACACUCGCGCUGACCGCUGAACCUCCAGCUGUGUAUGUUGCCCCACCGUCGUUACCAGUGUCUCGUUGUGAGCAAACGGGGCCGUGCAAAAGGCAGAAAGAAAUCUGUCAUCGUUUACGCCGCUAAAAGCUGCCCGAACAGCAUCGACAAUUCCACGCCGUGUCGUGAGCGAAGAAAACAAAAUACUAACAGCUCUCUUCAGUGGCAGUGGAAUGAGCCCACCGCCGUUUUAAGGUGCAAUAGUGCACGAGUGAGAUCCAACGGUGCACAUCGCGUUUUGAGCAAAAUAAAGCCUUUCGCAAAGAAAAAAAGAACGUUGUACCUUCCUUGCAUUAGCAACCAAUCGAAGAUAUUCCAGCAUGCAAAUGACUGUAUGUAAAAUAAAAUGCUGGCAUGGGAAAAGAGCCCAAAGUCUCUAUAAGCCUUAAUUGGAAAUGUCGUGAAAAUAAAAUCGCUGUCAUACAAGAAACAGAAGUGAAAGCUAUGCAUGAUAUUGCAUUUCAUGCUGCUAGCAAACUUGUUACCUAACUACAAAAUGUCAAAUCGCGACAACGAAACAAUUGGUUCAAAUGUUUCAUCACGAUGUUCUCCAGCGAAAAGGAAGACUUCCACAAACCAGUGUCCCUUCAUAAUUUUCCAGCACCAAAACACGCUAUUUUGCACGACCUUGUCUUUUGCAGUGCUUUUAAGAGCGUUUAACAAUGUAAGUGCAAUGCCUCAAAUACAUCGUUGUUUAUGAAUAUUGCGCAAUGUGAUUCUGUAGACACAGCACACAAUAUGUCAAACAUGUUCUUGUCCCUCUGCGUGUGCUGGAAAAUGUGUCAGCACUGUUGCUUACAAUGUACACGCAGCCAGGCGGUAUUCAGCAAUGAAAAAGAUUUUAUUUUUCACAUUUACAUUUGUUGAGAGAGAGAGAGUACAAAUAAUGUUGUCAUGCUCAUCAUGUGUUUGCAUUUAUGUAAAUACUACCUCUUUGCUGUCCACACUUGUUUUGGUUUCUGUAAAAUAAAAUCUGCUUCACAAAUUGA